This is a messenger RNA of Meloidogyne enterolobii, 201 nucleotides long. NCBI's taxonomy places the organism in Eukaryota, Metazoa, Nematoda, Chromadorea, Rhabditida, Meloidogynidae. The record is from the annotation of a GenBank genome assembly.
AUGUCAUUAAUUUCAAGUCAAAGUGAUUGGAAUUCUAAUGGAAAUGGAAACAAAUUAAUGGCCACCCGUUUUGGCCAAAUAAUUAAUUCUUUACUUGAAGACGAUAUUGUCAGAUCUCAUCAAUAUAAUGUUAAUCCUGUACUCUUUCCUUUCUCUAAUUAUAUAUUGAAGGUUCUUCAGAAGUUUUUAAUUAAAAAAUAA